CAGAAGAACGUUAGGACGGUGGCUCAGUAGCCCGUGAAUGUGUAUUUGUUAGUGCAUAAUCCCAUUCCUCUUUAGUUAGUUAGUACUGUUAGCGUGGAAGUGGGUUGGUGGGUUAGUGAGUGGGCUGAGAACAGCAGCAGAAACGGGCUCGUUGCUGGUUUAGCUCGAGCCUAACGAGCUAAACAUUACUUGUUAGCUUGUAGCCCAGUCGGUGAACGUAGGCAGCGUACAAACUCCAGCUGAAGCAUGGCGCUCAAGUCCGGCGAGGAGCGUCUGAAGGAGAUGGAGGCUGAGAUGGCGCUCUUUGAGCAGGAGGUUCUCGGUGGGCCAGUACCAGUAUCAGGAAGUCCACCUGUCAUGGAGGCAGUACCUGUAGCUCUGGCUGUCCCAACAGUUCCAGUGGUGCGACCCAUUAUAGGAACCAACACCUACAGACAGGUCCAGCAGACAUUAGAAGCCAGAGCUGCAACUUUUGUUGGACCUCCACCACAAGCCUUUGUGGGACCAGUUCCUCCAGUACGACCUCCUCCUCCCAUGAUGAGACCGGCUUUUGUUCCACAUAUUCUGCAAAGACCAGGUGGUCCGAGGCUACAGAUGAUGCGUGGUCCUCCAGUAGCACCUCCUUUGCCACGACCUCCUCCACCUCCACCCAUGAUGCUCCCUCCUUCCCUGCAGGGCCCAAUGCCUCAGGGACCAUCUCAGCCCAUGGCUGCUCCACCUCAGGUUGGUGAUAUGGUUUCGAUGGUGUCAGGCCCACCUACGCGACAAGUAGCCCCACUUCCUGUCAAACCAACACCGUCAAUCAUCCAGGCAGCACCAACUGUGUACGUUGCUCCUCCUGCCCAUGUUGGACUAAAAAGAAAUGAAGUUCACGCUCAGAGACAGGCCCGAAUGGAAGAACUGGCAGCGCGGGUGGCCGAGCAGCAGGCUGCAGUGAUGGCUGCAGGUCUGCUCAGCAAGAAGGAGAGCGAGGACAGCGGCACGGUGAUUGGACCUAGUAUGCCGGAGCCUGAACCCCCCCAAACUGAGCAUGUGGAAACUACUACUGAAGACAAAAAAAGGGCAAAAUCGGAGAAGGUGAAGAAGUGUAUCCGCACAGCUGCAGGGACGACCUGGGAGGACCAGAGUCUGCUGGAAUGGGAAUCAGAUGACUUCCGUAUUUUCUGUGGUGAUCUUGGUAACGAGGUUAAUGAUGACAUACUGGCCAGAGCCUUCAGCAGAUACCCAUCUUUCCUCAAAGCUAAGGUGGUCAGGGACAAACGGACUGGAAAAACCAAAGGCUACGGUUUUGUGAGCUUCAAGGAUCCAAAUGACUACGUGAGAGCCAUGAGAGAGAUGAACGGGAAGUACGUUGGUAGCCGUCCCAUCAAACUGAGGAAGAGCAUGUGGAAGGACCGCAACAUUGAAGUGGUUCGCAAGAAACACAAAGAGAAGAAGAAACUGGGCCUCAGAUAGUUUCCAGUUUGUGUGUGGCCUCAAGGCCAGACUGUGAGAUCAUGACCCGGUCCAUGGACUCAUAACUUUUUGUUUUCCUUCUAAAAUAAAACCAAUAUUUUUAAGA
Molecule: messenger RNA, 1561 nt
Organism: Maylandia zebra (zebra mbuna)
Lineage: Eukaryota; Metazoa; Chordata; Actinopteri; Cichliformes; Cichlidae
Gene: rbm42
Product: RNA binding motif protein 42
Molecular function (GO): mRNA binding
Source: RefSeq, a predicted model, not a curated record